AUGCUGGACGAACGGCGAUGCAUAGACGAAUCGCCCAAUCUCGGCCUGGGAAUCGGGCUCGAGGAAGUGCUGGCGGACAGCCCCAUGGCACGCAACAGGCUUCGCGAGGUCCAGAAAGGCGUGGAGGACUGGGGCGAUGACCUCCUGCGCCUCACCUCUGCCGCCACCAAACUCGGCUCCGCUGCCAAAGUGUACUCGAACGCGUCGUCGGUAUUCUCGCAGACGCUACUCGAGCUGGACACCUUUGGCGAUACAACGCUUAAGCACUCGGUGCGACGACUAGCGGACGUGUUGAAGGAGACCGACGCUUUCCGGGAGACGCUGCACCUGCAAAUGGAAGAGGCAUUCGCCGAGCCGCUCAAAGCCUUCGUCAAAACUCAGAUCGCUUCCGAGAAGAAAAGUAUGCAGCGGCUUGAAAAGGCCCAAAUGUCGUACGACGCGCUGCUCUCUCGUCUCUCCCACGUCAAGCAGAAGGACCACUCCAAGUUCUGCGGCUUGUCCGACGAAUUCCAAGGAGUGAAGCGAGACUUUCAAGAAUGUAGCUUGAACAUGCUCUCGGAGUUGUACGAUACGAAAGCAAGAGAAAAACUCGAGUUCAUGGAGCGGCUCUCGCUUUUGCUGUAUGCCGUCAUGGCGUACUUUCAGCACGGUUUUGAGGUGUACAAAGAGCUGCAGCCCUUCAUGCAUACGCUGUCGGAUCACAUCGUGAAGUGUCAGGAGGACUACGGCCAAACGAAAAAGGAGCUGUCCGGGGUGAGGGUGAAGCUCGCGCAGGAGCAGGGCGCCAGCGUGCCCCUCGCUGUUCCGGCCGCUUCCACCGGUCCCUCGCUCGUCAAGAACGGAUAUCUCUUCCUUCGCUCCUCCGGCCACGUCAGGAAGGAAUGGAAGAAACGCUACUUUGAGAUCAAGGACGGCGAACUGCUGUACUACAAACAUAAACGAAGGGAAUGCGAGCCCGAGCGGUAUUCUCUGCUUCUUAUCACCCCGCGCCCGCCACCCGCUGACGUUGAGCGACGGUUCGCUUUCGAGUUGACCGGUACCAAGCGAUCAUUCAUUUUGCAAGCUGCCAGCGAACAAGAAAAGCUCGAAUGGAUGGAGGUGGUCCAAAAUGUGACCAAACACUUGCUCGACACUUCGAUGACGGAGCCGCGCCUCUCCAGGUUGGUGUCGGGCGUUUCCACGUCUACCAGCGGCCUCACCAGCGGCCUGCCCGCCCCGUCGCCGGAGCUCAAGAGAAACGCGGCGGGAGGGUCCGGGUCCACGGCUGAAGUUGAGCCAGAAGAGACAAGCGUGCUGGCCCAGAUCAGGGCAGUCAGCCAGUCCAACAACUUUUGCGCCGACUGCCAAGCUGCGGACCCCACGUGGUGCAGCGUCAAUCUGGGCGUCACCUUCUGUAUAGAAUGCUCCGGUGUACAUAGAGGUAUGGGCGUGCAUGUGAGCAAGGUUCGCUCACUGACGCUGGACGCGUGGCCGUCCGAGCUCGUCCAGUCCAUGCUGCGCAUGGGCGGCAAUGAGAAAGUCAACGCCAUUUUCGAGGCCACCCGGCCCUCCGAUACUGAACGACCGAGUCCAGGCAGCGCCGUCGCUGUGCGGGAAAAAUACAUCAAGCGCAAGUAUGCCAACCGCGAGUUCGUGCGUCCCUACAGCGGCGGGGCCAUUGUCGAGGACUUUAUGGAGGCGGUGGAAAGCGGCGACCUGCACAAGCUGCUGCUCCUUCUGGCCCAAGGCGCCAGCCCGAACUGCGGAAAUCCCUCGGCGCUAUUGGCAGCCGCCCGCCUCAACGACGCCACACUCCUCGAGUUCCUUAUUCAGAGUGGCGCCGAUACGAAGGCGGUCGAUUCGCACGGCCGCACGGUGGUCCACAUCGCAGCCGAACAGGGCUACACCCAGUGCCUCUUGCUUCUCUACAGACGCGGCGCGCCGCUCGACACAAAGGAUCACGCUGGCCUCACCCCUGUCGACCUCGCUUUGCAACACCAGAAAGCGGACUCUGUGACCCUCCUGCGGCUGGCGCUGCUCUCUGCCGAAGAACAGAGGGGCGACUUCGAGGCCACCUUCGCACAGGCCUUCCAGCACUUCUCAGAAGAUCUACGGCUGAAAAAGGGCAAGGACCAGCGGACAAUGAGUGUCGGGGGCGCCUCUCCCUCUAAACCCGCACUCACCACCUCGACAUCCGAGCCCUCGCUGGCCAUCCCCGCGCCCUCCUCGCCCGUCGCCCGCCCACUCUCCCGGCUCGGCUCGUCCUCAUCCGACUCGUCUUCCGGCGCCUCCCGCCAGCGCACCUCCACCACCGUCUCGCCUUCAACGGCCGGCUCGGACCACACCGCCACCGCCACCACCACCGACGGCGUGCCGUUCCGUCGGGUGCCGUUCCCGCCCACUAAGGUGUCGCCUGUGGCGUCGAUGGAGGUGCCGACGAUGACGAAGACGACGAUGGCAUCGACGGCGCCGGUGCUGUCGACGUCGGUCGAGGCGGCGUCGGGCGCCACGCUGAGACCGGCCAAGAAGAAGCGGGCCUCCGGUGACGACCGCGGCCGAAGACACGAAUGCGUCGUCGACGGCUUGGAGAAGGUAUAG
Molecule: messenger RNA, 2577 nt
Organism: Acanthamoeba castellanii str. Neff
Lineage: Eukaryota; Discosea; Longamoebia; Acanthamoebidae
Product: PH domain containing protein
Exons: 24
Coding region: 1-2577 (858 amino acids)
Cellular component (GO): cytoplasm
Molecular function (GO): GTPase activator activity; protein binding
Source: RefSeq, a predicted model, not a curated record